GGGCGUUGAUCUCUUUGGUUUAGGUUGGGUCCCCAUGUGUUGACAUUGCAGCCAGGACUUGCCCCUAGAGGUUUUGUUUUCUCAUAAGCAACUGGACUUUAAACUUCAACAUCUCUCCUGCAGCCAUUUCCCACAAGAGCUGCAGGAAUGCAGGCAGGCACCGUCAGGCUCAGAGGGUAACAAUGGCAAGGUGCUCUUGGAAAAUAUUCUUCCUUCUCUCUGCCCUUUUCCCUCAGACAGAGCAGGCAGUAUUUAUAUCAGCUCAUGAUGCAAACAGUGUUAUCAAGAGACAGAGACGUGCCAGUUCCCUGCUUCUGGAGGAAGUCCUUGAAGGCAGCUUGGAAAGAGAAUGCCUAGAAGAGAGAUGUACACAUGAAGAAGCAAGGGAAGUAUUUGAAGAUGAUGAAAUGCUCAAUUUGUUUUGGGAUAUCUACUAUGGUGGCAGGAGGUGCUCCUCAAACCCCUGCCAGCACAACGGUGUGUGUGAGGACAGCAUCCGUGGCUACACCUGCACCUGUGCUGAGGGCUACGAGGGAGAGAACUGUGCUUUUGCUAAAAAUGAAUGUCACCACCAAGCAAAGGUAGGAUGUGACCACUUCUGCUACCCAGGAAGUGAUUCCUACCGCUGUUCCUGUGCUGAUGGCUACGAGCUUGGGAAGGAUAAAAGACGGUGCAUCGCAUUAGAUGCAUGUGCAUGUGGCAGACUUCAAGACAGUGAUAACCUUAUAAGUGAAACCAGGAAGAAAAGUGAUGAGCGAUUUCCUUGGCAGGUGCUGCUGCUAAACUCGGAAGGGAAAGGCUUCUGUGGAGGAGUGUUGCUAAAAAGUAACUUCGUGUUGACCACAGCAGAGUGUGCCCUUCUGCACAGCCAUUUUCAAAUCAGGGUUGGUGCUGGACCUAAUGGAACAAGUGGAACUGGGGAGAUAAUGCAAGUUAGUGAGAAGCACAUACACAUCCGGUACGAUGAAGACACUGGUGAGAACAACAUUGCAUUGCUACAACUUCAAGGGCAUGUUGAGUGUGACAACUCCCACCUUCCUGUGUGCACCCCUGAGAGAGACUUUGCAGAACAUGUUCUAAUUCCAAAACUGGCUGGUACAGUCAGCGGCUGGAGAAUGGAAGGUGAUGAACUUCAAGGUGAAGAGCUGAAGGUUUCAUACCUUCCUGCUGAGGACUGCAAACAAAUACUCAACAUCAGCCUCACAAACAGGCAGUUUUGUGGGCACCUGCAGGAGGCUGUAGACAAACGCCUGGCUGGAGGGAGCUUUUUGGUUACUGAAUACAAGGGCACGUGGUUUCUGACUGGUAUCCUGGGAUCCUGGCCGCUGGAAGACACUGCCUGGGAAACACUGCUUUUCACCAACACUGCAAGGUAUAUGGUAUGGGUUAAACAAAAAAUAAAGUAAGACACAAACACAACCAACUCUCAAGCAGCAAGCCCCUACCAAUUGCUGCAAGGAAACAUAUGGAUGCAGGCAGUACCCCCAUUUGACUCUACCACUAUUUGCAGCAUUGGAAGUUGCAAGAAUGACAUGUGUUUAACUCUAGUUUAUACAGAAAAGCUUGUUCGUCUUUCCUUCUGCUGACACACAGUACUGUGAGUAAUGAUACAGUAAACCUAAUUAUUGAACUAAAAACUGAUUUAAUUUCAAAUUUCCUAGAACUGUUCAUCCUAAACCUCAAAACAUGUUGACUAUUUUCUGUGAUUUCAAAUGUUGCUAGUAUCCUGAGGUUUGAUUCAGCAAAUUUAUAUUAUUUCAGGAUCCAUACAAGUAAAACUUAAAAUACAUGGGGAAUGUCAAGCUUUUAAAUGUCUAUGUUGAGGUAGCACUUGACAUAUUCAUCACACUAAAAAAUGCUUCCCCCCCUCACACAUGGAAUCUAUGUUUUCCCUUAUGAAUGAUGCCAGUUAGAGGGUAAAAUAAAACCCAACUGUCAAAGACAACAAAAAAUAAAUGUCUCAUUUGUUUUAAAAAUAAUUUUUAAACCCCAAAACUAAAAUCUCAUCAGUCUGGACAAAGUAAUAUUGUACCACCUACAAACAAACCAAUCCCCAGGGUAGUAAUACUUAAAAUAAUGGGUCCAGUGGUAGCGUUCCCCCCAGAAGCAAAAUAAAACAGAGUAUGAAUAAUUUAGCUACAUGAGUUAUUGUUCAUCCUAACAAAAAUUAAACAAAAUAUGACCAGAUUUUAAAAAAUCCCACAGCCAUCUGUGGUUUAUACUCAAACCCAUAAGUAUUACUGACACAGUAAAGCUUUUGGUGUCACACUUCUCUAUUUUUUAGAGACAGUUUGAAGAGAGUAUUUAAUACCAGCAAAAUUAUUGAGACUUAAAAAAAAUUUGGAAACCAUGUAAGAAAAUAUUACUUCCACUCUGAACAAUGGAUUAACACAAGUAACAAAGGCUGAUACUUCUCUCUGAAGGACAAACACAGAAAUAGUAUGAUGAAGUACUUUAUAAAAGCUUUUAAGUAGUUGGGAAGGAAUUUGGAAUGCUUUGCUUUAUUUCUUCACGAGAUACUUUGAAUUAUCUAGAAAGCCUGUGGAAACUACCACUUAAAAGUCACAUUUAAUUUCAAUGCACUUUGUAACACUGGCAGCCUUGGCCAUUCUGGGAAAGGAGCCACAAACAGUUCCUGGUAUUUCAGUCCUGGACAUGAACCAGGCCAUUUACAGUGUUCUUGGGGUCACUGGGAGCAGUUCCACUGGGCAAGCCGAGUAUCUGAAGAGUACUUGCAUGGCUAAGAUGCAAUACUCAACAACACACUGUUGACAGUGGAGGAAAUGGGUUCUGCUUGCUGACCACAAGCU
Messenger RNA from Taeniopygia guttata (zebra finch), 2810 nucleotides. RefSeq names its product protein Z, vitamin K dependent plasma glycoprotein (gene PROZ). Gene Ontology annotation, molecular function: serine-type endopeptidase activity; calcium ion binding. Gene Ontology annotation, cellular component: extracellular region. The record is from RefSeq and is a predicted model, not a curated record. Gene Ontology annotation, biological process: proteolysis; blood coagulation. Lineage: Eukaryota; Metazoa; Chordata; Aves; Passeriformes; Estrildidae.